Dermacentor andersoni is the source of this 2407-nucleotide messenger RNA. RefSeq names its product chitinase-3-like protein 1. The record is from RefSeq and is a predicted model, not a curated record. NCBI's taxonomy places the organism in Eukaryota, Metazoa, Arthropoda, Arachnida, Ixodida, Ixodidae. Gene Ontology annotation, biological process: carbohydrate metabolic process.
CCAGAAGCCCCUGAGAAACUCCGUUACAGCGUUCGAUACUCCGCAAAGGUCGGCGAGGACACCCCAUCUCCCACGUGCGGAGCCACCAGUACCGCCACAUACGCUGCCGCCACCUCCAAACACGGAUGUUGAAAAGGCACCAUCAGCAGCGCUGAACAAGAGCGAAGAGAUGCCGGUGGGUUCAACGUCCGAAACUCCGCCAGGACAGUCCACAGAGCCAGCUCCCCAGGGCCGAUCCUUCCGGAGACACAGAAGUUCUGCAAGAGAACUGGUAUGUAUUGUCACCGAGAUGACGACACAACAGGACCAGUACCCGACCGGAUACUGCACACACCUUGUCUACUCAGAUGUGGUCUACGAUCCCAAGCACCGAAAGUUCCUAGCCACUAAAAACGACAAGAGCUUCGAGCUGUUCAAGCGCAACCAGCGGGUGACCAACAUGAGCCACCUGGUGGCCCUCAACCCGCACCAGACGCUCAAUGUCUACCUGAAUGGCCUCACGGACAUCGAGGUGCAGUGGUACUUUGUGCAGAUGAUCGAGUCGCUUAUGAACGACUACCAGCUGGACGGGGUGGCCUUCAUCGGCAUCGAGCUGUCUCUGGACAACGUCCAGCAGUUCUCCAGGGUCAUCGACAGGAUGAAGGAAGCACUGAAAAAGAAACCAUCAAGGCAGUUCUUCCAACUUGUCUUUGGUGGCUUCGUCACAGACUUGGACAAUGACCCGGCCGAAAUCGCCAAUAGAAUACGGGUGAUUGCUGAAGAGGUUGACAUUUUUAUCAUCGAGACGCACUACCAGAGGCCACUACCACUCUGCAAGACAGUCUUCCCAACGGCUUUCAACAACUACGGCUCCUUCACUCCGAAUGUUCCAAUCAACACAGGUCUCAACUGGCUGAAAGCACUGGUUCUACCGCGCACACCCAAGGGCAGGAAGAGCAUCUGUAUGUCGCUAAGCAUGGUGGCGCUGCUGUUUAAAGUAUCCGGCACAGUCGAUCACCUCCAACCGGGGAAUGCUUGCUUCGAGGAAAUCUGGAUGAACUACGCCGAGACUUGCAUUGGUCACGGGUGGAGUAAUGUAAAGACGCAUUCAUCAGCGAUGUCGUCCUUCCGGCACAAGAUUAAAUUCUGGCAGUCCUUUGACACGGAUAUCACAGUGACCAGAAAGGUGGACCUGAUCUUGGACCAGGCGAACAAGACGUGUUUCGCGGCGUACUACGUGGACUACGAGGACUACUAUGGCAUGUGCCAGGGCAAAGUGGCAUUUCCGCGGCUGAAGGCCAUCCGAGACCUGCUUAACAAGAGAACGAAUGUCGACGAAGACAUCGACCUUUUCGGACACGACUUCUGAGGACCACAUUACAGCGACGCUCCUCGGUCACGCUCACCGAUGUGCACUUUUCCUGCUCCAUCUUUCUUUUUUUUUUCCAUUCCCGGCGCUGCCAAGAAAUAAGUAACUGUUGAGAUAGCCCUGUGGUAGUGUUCUAAAGUACAGUGGUUGACUAAUAGAAAGUAAAGAAGCGACCGGAAACUGGCUCUUUCUUUCUUUUACUUACUAUUGUCAUUGCCCAAAAUCUUUAAAAAUCGCAUAGCUUUUGCUACUGCGCCCAAAUUUGUGAAAUAUAAACCGGACCUAUUCGGUUGUUGAAGAGAAGUAAGUAACUAAAGUAGAUAACGUGAUUACUAAUGCAGAAAAAGCAAAUGCUACUGAGUAAAACAGCGACUGAAGAUCACCGCAACUAAAUUGUGAGAGUGCAUAAUUCUCUCCGCUUGCUGGUGAAAUUUAAAUUCGUGCAAACAUUUCGAACCAACAAACAAGCUCAAAAGAGAGAACUGCAAAAAAAAAAAAAACAAUGGGAGCAGUGAACAUCGUGUAACAGGUCUUUUAUGACAAUGUGCUUGUUUAAAAAAAAUUCUUAAUGCCCAAUUGGGUUUGCUAGAGCGAAGACAGACAAUUUUCCCGAGCCUGAGUGCCUAGCACGACGGCUCAGCUGCUAAACGCGAGAUCUGUGUGCCAAUGCAUACGUUGAAACGUAGCUUUCUACAAACGCUGUUAAUGGGAACCGUGGCUCCGUUGCCGCUACGCUACCACGCGAACAAUGGUUAGUGCGAAAGCUUGCCCAAUUUUGGCGCUUGCGGCUUCAAACGUUCUUUUCACUUCACAACCUUUUAAUUCAUCAGCAUUAGGAGUGUCAUAGGGGAAAAAAAUGUACGUGUGUGAUGCUCGCAAGCGGGUCACUUGUUAGAGUUAUGGAAGGGACGGGAUAGCUUAGACUAGCAUGAAUGUUUGCAUCGGUGUACAUAUGGCUACAUACGGGGCGAUUCUUUAAGUUUGACACAAUUUUCGAAAUUGCCUGUUGCAGAUAAUUCUAGCCCUUAAUCUGGAUUAGAAAGGGAGGGGGGCGUUGCU